CUUGUCUCACUCUAAUUUGAUUUCUCACAUUAAUAUUGAUGACUAAAUAUUAUCUCUACUAAAAAGUAUGAAUGAGUCAGCAUCGAAUUGUCCAACGGUGCCUUUCAUGGGUGCCAUCUUGGAGGUGGUGUGUGUAACAGGAGGAUCAGGUUACAUAGCUUCCUGGCUAGUUAAUUUCUUGCUACAAAAGGGUUAUACAGUCAAAGUCACCGUUCGUGACCCAAUUGUUUUGGGUAUUCUUCGGAUGAGCGGAGAAGGGAAGGUGGUGUGUGUAACAGGAGGAUCAGGUUACAUAGCUUCCUGGCUAGUUAAUUUCUUGCUACAAAAGGGUUAUACAGUCAAAGCCACCGUUCGUAACCCAAGUGAUCCAAGGAAAACAGAUCACUUGCUUGCUCUUGAUGGAGCUAAGGAAAGACUUCAUUUGUUCAAAGCUGAUUUACUGGGAGAAGGGUCCUUUGAUUCUGCAAUUUAUGGGUGUGAAGGUGUUUUCCAUGCAGCAUCCCCUGUAUUAUUUUCAGCAACUGAUCCACAGGCAGAGCUAAUUGAUCCUGCAGUGAAAGGAACCCUUAACGUACUUAAAUCAUGUAAAAAAGUUCAGUUUAUCAAGAGAGUGGUUAUAACAUCUUCUAUGGCAACAGUUUUGUAUGGCAGAAAACCUCUGACUCCUGAUGUGGUGGUUGACAAGACGUGGCAAUCAGAUCCAGCAGUUUGUAAGGAAAUGAAGCUUUGGUAUAUGCUUGCAAAAACUUUUGCAGAAGAGGCUGCUUGGAACUUUGCAGAAGAGAAUGCCAUUGACUUGGUUACAAUACAUCCAGCAUAUGUGAUUGGCCCUCUUUUACAGCCAACUCUCAAUUUCAGUGUGGAGAUGAUUCUUAAUCUUGUAAAUGGAGCUCAAACAUAUCCCAAUACUUAUUACAGUUCAACUGAUGUUAGAGAUGUUGCAGAAGCACAUAUUCGAGCUUUCGAGAUUCCAGCAGCUUGUGGCAGAUAUUGUUUAGUUGCAAAUGUGUCGCACUUUUCUGAAGUUCUGAAGAUUGUCCAUGAACAUUUCCCCUCCCUGCACCUUCCUGCAAAAUGUGAUGAUAAUCAUCCAUUCUUGCCACAGCACAAGACAUCCAAAGAGAAAGCAAGAAUUUUGGGUAUCAACUUCAUUCCUCUGGAAGCUACUCUCAAGGACACUAUUGAGAACAGGAUGAGCGGAGAAGGCAAGGUGGUAUGUGUAACAGGGGGGUCAGGUUACAUAGCUUCAUGGCUAGUUAAUUUCUUGCUGCAAAAGGGUUAUACAGUCAGAGCCACCGUUCGCGAGCCAAGUGAUCCAAAGAAAACAGAUCACUUGCUUGCUCUUGAUGGAGCUAAGGAAAGACUUCAUUUAUUCAAAGCUGAUUUACUGGAAGAAGGGUCUUUUGAUUCUGCAAUUGAUGGGUGUGAAGGUGUUUUCCAUGCAGCAUCCCCUGUAUUAAUUUCAGCUACUGAUCCACAGGCAGAACUAAUUGAUCCUGCAGUGAAAGGAACACUUAACGUACUUAAAUCAUGUACAAAAGUUCAGUCUAUCAAGAGAGUGGUUAUAACAUCUUCUAUUGCAACAGUUAUGUUUGACAGAAAACCUCAGACCCCUGAUGUGGUGGUAGAUGAGACUUGGCAUUCGGAUCCAGCAGUUUGUAAGGAAAUGAAGGUGUUCUUUUUUUCUUUUCGGCUUUCGUAUAUGCUUGCAAAAACCUUGGCGGAAAAGGCUGCUUGGAAUUUUGCAAAAGAGAAUGCAAUUGACUUGGUUACAAUACAUCCAGCAUAUGUGAUUGGCCCUCUCUUACAGCCAACUCUUAAUGCCAGUGUGGCGACGAUUUUUAAUCUUGUAAAUGGAGCUCAGACAUAUCCCAACGAAUAUUACGGGUCAACUGAUGUUAGGGACGUUGCAGAAGCUCAUAUUCAAGCUUUUGAGAUUCCUUCAGCUUAUGGCAGAUAUUGUUUAGUUGCAAAUGUGUCGCACUAUUCUGAACUUGUGAAGAUUGUCCAUGAACAUUUUCCCUCCUUGCAACUUCCUGCAAAAUGUGAUGAUAAACCUCAAUUCAUGCCACAUGUCAAGGUAUCCAAAGAGAAAGCAAAAACUUUGGGUAUCAACUUCAUUCCUCUGGAAGCUACUCUCAAGGACACUAUUGAGAACCUGAAGGAAAAGGGCUUCCUCAGCAUCUAAUUAGAUCGUAUGUGAUAGUGAGGUGAUGCAAAAACGAGCCAGAAAAUUUAGAACGAACAUUGUGCUUUUCCCUAAAAACCUUCAGGGUUCAAAUACUUGUAUAUAUCGUUUUGAAUUUCUCCAAUUGUUAUUGAAGAUUGUAUGUGAAAGACAUGCUCACUUGCUCACCAUCUUCCUGAAUAGUAAAUUAAUGUCAUCACAGAAGAUUGUGGUCAAUCCUUGUACGCAUGGGUUGUGCUUAGCUGCAUGUAUCUGGGAUUUAUUACAUUACCAUGUGGAUGAUCACAAUUGUAGGAAAUGUUUUGUAUGAUUUUCUUGCAUAGCAGAUGUCAAGAUGACAAGCUUUAUGCAGAUAAAAUCAAAUAAAUUCCCUCUGCAAUUUCUGCCUC
Messenger RNA from Hevea brasiliensis (rubber tree), 2577 nucleotides. Its product is annotated as phenylacetaldehyde reductase. Gene Ontology annotation, molecular function: oxidoreductase activity, acting on the CH-OH group of donors, NAD or NADP as acceptor. Lineage: Eukaryota; Viridiplantae; Streptophyta; Magnoliopsida; Malpighiales; Euphorbiaceae. The record is from RefSeq and is a predicted model, not a curated record. The coding region runs from base 68 to 2188 and encodes 706 amino acids. The transcript is spliced from 14 exons.